CUUCGCCCCUCCCUCGCCCGCUGCCUUCUUCUUGCUUUCGGUUGUGUGUGUGUGCCUUCUCAUCUCCUCCACACACAAACAGAGCAACAGCCUGUCUCAUCACAAACAAGGACGUGCUGUGCCAACAACCCUCUCUGUCUUUCUGCUUUUGGUUCCAUUCGCGCACCUCCCUGCCUCUUUCCUUCUGGAUUGGACUGUGGCUCGCCCUGCGCCGCCCUCCCGCCUGCUGUUAACACCCGCCGCCCCCCUCGUUAGGACACACCAACCGCAACCAUGAACCCCGAGUACGACUACUUGUUCAAACUGCUGCUCAUUGGCGACUCUGGCGUCGGCAAGUCUUGCCUGCUUCUCCGAUUCGCGGACGACACAUACACGGAGAGCUACAUCAGCACAAUCGGCGUCGAUUUCAAAAUCAGAACGAUUGAGCUCGACGGCAAGACCAUCAAGCUUCAGAUUUGGGAUACAGCCGGUCAGGAGCGCUUCCGCACCAUCACCUCCAGCUACUACCGCGGCGCACACGGCAUCAUCGUCGUCUACGAUGUCACAGACAAGGACUCGUUUGAGAAUGUGAAGCAGUGGCUGCAGGAGAUUGACCGCUAUGCGUGCGAGAACGUGAACAAGCUUCUUGUUGGUAACAAGAGCGAUCUCGCGGCGAAGAAGCAGGUCGACUACACAACCGCCAAGGAGUUUGCCGACAGCAUCGGCAUCCCCUUCCUUGAGACGAGUGCCAAGAACGCCACAAACGUCGAGCAGGCCUUCAUGACCAUGGCGGCAGAGAUCAAGAACAGGAUGGGCCCAACCAUGGCCAGCGGCGGUGCAAAGAAGAAGGAUACGCUGGACAUCAAGGCCAAACCUGCAUCCAGCAGUGGUGGCUGCUGCUCCUAAUCGCACUCAGCUCUCUCCUCUCCCUCUCCCUCUCUUUGUCCUUUGUUCCCUACUUGCCCUCAGCAUUCCUUCUCCUUUCUCUCCUUUCUCUCCUUUCCACCUUCUCCACCUCCUCUCGCUUUCCAGCCCAUUUCCCCUUCUUCUCUCCCCCGCCCCUCUGCUCGCUUGUCAGGUUGGCUGAGCACUUUCGUGAGUGUAUGUGUGACUGUGUGAAUGUGUGAAUGUGUGAAUGUGAGUCUUUGAGUCUCUUCUUCCCCUUUGGCCUUUGUUGCACCCCAUUUGGUGUUGUCUACUUCAACAAGUGGUCACAUUUGCUUGUGACCGAUUUUGUUCCUGCAUACAACACACGAUCAGGCAUGCGUGCACAUACAUGUAACCCACCACAAGAAGCCGCCCGUCUGCUUUUGGCAAGCACGUUUGCGUGUGAGUGGGCGUGUGCGUGCGUUUGCUUUUUGUUGUUGUGGUUGUAGUCAGUUUUGUCGUUGUGGUUGUAUUUGGACGUUUCCUUCUUAGCAAUCAGUUGUCACAUGUGCGUGGGCUCGAGCAUCACCAGCCAAACAGGAACAGUGCAGUGGUUUGCUUUUCUCCCUGCCGCUUCUGAUUUUUUUUCUUCUCGCUUGCCACGUACAAAUGCGAAUAACACCCCGCUCCAACCACCACUCACCACUUGGCAAUGUGUGUGUGUGUGUGUGUGUGUGUGGCGUUUUCGUCGAGGUAUCAGUUGCUUCCACUUGUGUCCACAGUCGGUCGGUCAGUCUUAACAGUGUUUGAACUACAAAAAAAUGAAACUGAUACGCACGCGUCAGCCGCACACAAGCAGACAACAACAGCCA
Molecule: messenger RNA, 1718 nt
Organism: Salpingoeca rosetta
Lineage: Eukaryota; Choanoflagellata; Craspedida; Salpingoecidae
Product: Rab1/RabD-family small GTPase
Exons: 8
Coding region: 274-885 (203 amino acids)
Molecular function (GO): GTPase activity; GTP binding
Source: RefSeq, a predicted model, not a curated record